AUGUGGUACUUCGAUCAGUCUGGCGAACUCACUUUCGAAACCCGUGCUACGGGCAUUCUAUCCACUCAGCCGAUUAACGAAGAUGCCAAGGUACCCUGGGGUACUUGUGUUGCAGAUGGCGUCAUGGCACCAUACCAUCAGCAUCUUUUCAACUUGCGUAUUGACCCUGCCGUUGGUGGCCAUAAAAACAAUUUUGCGUCCACAGACUCCGUUUUCAUCCCAUGGGACGAUAAUCUGAACCCCCUUGGCACCAGGUUUAUCACACAGCAACAUAUUAUGGAUCGGGCAGUUACUGUGGAGGAUGAUAUCUCCAAGGGCAGAGUCUUCAAUAUUUUAAACGAGAAUGUUAAAAAUCCAGUGUCCCAGACGCCAAUUGGGUACAAGCUUGUGCCUCAUCGAUCCCAGAUGCUUCUCGCUCGCCCUGGAUCCUGGCACUGGCGCCGUUCAGAGUUCUGCGAGAGCCCUAUAUGGGUGACCAAAUACAAGGACCGGCAGCUCUUCUUUGCCGGAGGCUACACCAAUCAAUCCCUUGGGGGCACGGGAAUUAAAUCAUGGGUCAAUGAAUGUCGUGACUCGGUCCGAAACGAAGAUAUCGUCAUCUGGCAUACCUAUGGCUUCACGCAUAACCCGCGUGUUGAGGACAUCCCUGUGAUGUCCGCUGAGAUUACACAGGGGUUACAGCCACCCGCGGCAGUAUCUUGUCGCACCGUGUCACUCACCCCGCAUGUAUGCGGGUGGGCAUGGCCCCGUCACCUCGUAAAGGGCUGUGAUCGGCCAGGGUCUGGCAGGGGUGAAGAGGCAACUUGAUUUUCUCGUAUGCACGAAGCGAUGACUGAACACUGCCCUCUUCGAAAGCC
Messenger RNA from Aspergillus ibericus CBS 121593, 857 nucleotides. Its product is annotated as amine oxidase catalytic domain-containing protein. The transcript is spliced from 2 exons. Gene Ontology annotation, biological process: amine metabolic process. The record is from RefSeq and is a predicted model, not a curated record. Gene Ontology annotation, molecular function: primary methylamine oxidase activity; quinone binding; copper ion binding. The coding region runs from base 1 to 807 and encodes 268 amino acids. NCBI's taxonomy places the organism in Eukaryota, Fungi, Ascomycota, Eurotiomycetes, Eurotiales, Aspergillaceae.